Molecule: messenger RNA, 1281 nt
Organism: Cylindrotheca closterium
Lineage: Eukaryota; Bacillariophyta; Bacillariophyceae; Bacillariales; Bacillariaceae
Source: the annotation of a GenBank genome assembly
AUGCCAAAAGCGGAAAAGGGCAGCGUGAAGGACAUUGCCAAUCGGAUGAAAUCCAGAGGCCUUCAAAAACUCAAGUUUUAUUGCCAAAUGUGCGAAAAGCAAUGUCGCGAUGCCAACGGUUUCAAAUGUCAUUUGACUUCCGAUGCUCAUCUUCGUCAAAUGAAGAUCUUUAGUGACAAUGCGGGAGGGAUCAUGGACAAGUUCUCCAAAGAAUUUGAACGCUCGUACAUGCAAACCCUUCGCACCCGACACGGCACCAAGAAGGUCAAUGCCAACAACGUCUAUCAAGAAGUCAUUUCCGACAAGGGACACAUCCACAUGAAUGCUACCCACUGGACCACAUUAAGUGAAUUUGUGCAGUAUUUAGGAAAGUGCGGAAAGUGUGUGGUGGAAGAGACGGAACGUGGAUGGGAUAUAUCGUACAUUGAACGCGAUGUGGGCAUUUUGGCACGACGCGAAACCUUGCAGCGUAGAGAAGAGGCUGAAAAGGCAGCCGAAGCGGCAGAAGCGCAACGAAUGGCACUCCAACGAAUCGAAGCGGCCAAGGCGUUGGAUCGCGCGGGAGGAACCGUGCACAUGGAAGCGACUUCGUUGGAACGGAACGGUGACAGCAAGCAAAUCAAAGUGGCCUUGACGUCCGCUAAUACUUCAGGAGGAAUCAAAUCUAAAGUCAAGAAAGCUUCCGUAUUUGGUGAAGAUGAAGACGACGAAGAGGACGAAGAAGAAGAGGGGCCACCAAAACUAGCACCACCUGUAUUCAACAUGCCAGUAGCUCCCGCCGUGUCAAACAACAACAACAAGAACAACAACAACAAGAAGAACAACAACAAGAGGCAAUCCUCUAGCCUCAAAGAGAAGGACGAAAAGUCAUUGAAAAAAGCCAAAACGAAAUCGACAUCCUCUUCUUCGGACCGAAAGGACUAUUGGCUGCAUCGAGAUAUACUGGUCCGGGUCAUUACCAAAAACUUUGAUGGAAAGUAUUUCAAACGAAAGGCAGUGGUGGACCAAGUCAUUGAGAAGUAUGCGGCACAAAUAGAAAUAUUAGACUCCAGCAAGGAUGCCAAGGAUGGUGGAGCUGUAUUGCAAUUGGAUCAAGAUGACUUGGAGACUGUAAUUCCAAAGCAAACUGGCAAAAAGGUCCGGAUUCUUAAUGGUCGGUAUCGAGGCGAAAAGGCUAUCGUAGUAGACUUGAACAAGCAGGACUAUGUGGGAGUAUUGGAAUUACCGAAUGGCAAAAUUGUCAAGAGGGUCCCGUACGAAGAUUUUUCCAAGAUUGCAUGA